Spodoptera exigua (beet armyworm) is the source of this 1351-nucleotide messenger RNA. NCBI's taxonomy places the organism in Eukaryota, Metazoa, Arthropoda, Insecta, Lepidoptera, Noctuidae. The record is from the annotation of a GenBank genome assembly.
CAAGCGUCGCUUGUUACAGUCAACACAAGUUUACCGAGUAGCCAGCGAUUAGCUAAUCACAAUGGCUGCUUUUAUGAAACUGACAUGUUUAGCCAUCCUAUUGAGCAGUACCUACGCCGGCAUCCUCCACGGUCAUCAUCACCACGAUGAACAUUCAUCGGGUGGAUACUCCUCUCAUCAUUCAUCAUCCAGCUUCUCUCCCAGCAGCUUCCCCGCUGGAUCGCUACCCUCAGCCACUUAUUCUGGAUCAGGACUAAGCCACGGUAGUUACUCCCAUGGUGGCAGCGUCCUUGACACUUCAUUGUCUGGAUCUCAUGGAUACAGCGGUUCCUCUAUCGGAGGUGGUCACGGAUACAGUGGUAGCCAUGGAUUGAGCGUUGGUUCAGGAUUAGUUGGUCACGGACUCAGCGGUGGUUCCGGAUUCGGCAGUGGUUCCGGAUUCAGCAGUGGUUCUGGGUUGGGUGGUUCUAGCUUCGGCAGUGGAUCUUUAGUUGGAUCACCUAGCAUAAGUAGUGGACCUGGAAUCAGUGGACCCAGUUUCGAUGCUGGCUCUGGGAUCAGCGGCGCUGGUCUCGGUGGACCUGCCCUCGGUGGUGCUGGAUUCGGAGGACCUGCUCUUGGUGGAUCUGGAUUUGGAGGAUCUGGUUUGACUGUACCCGGUGGUGAAGCUCCACCCCCAGGCGCUAAGGCCCCUGUCAUUGAAGAGAUCCAUGGUCUUGCUAAUGGCAAUGGUGCUCCUACUCAGUACCGCGUCCGUGAAGAGCCCUACCAAGUAUUCAGGGAGGUGACCCACAGAGUACCCCAGCCCGUGCCCUACCCCGUGCCCCAGAGAGUCGAGGUUCCAGUACCUCAGCCCUACCCCGUUCAAGUCCCAGUCGUUAAGAACGUACCAGUGCCAGUCGUGCAGAUCCAGCAAGUGAAGGUUGACAAACCAGUGCCUUACCCCGUCGAGAAGAUCGUUAAGGUACCAUACGAGAAGAUUGUAAAAGUACACGUAGACAACCCUGUCCCCGUUGAGAAGAUUGUUGAAGUUCCAGUCGUGAAGCUGGUCAAGGUGCCCGUGCCUGUCGUGAAGAAGUACGCCGUACCAGUCGUGAAGACUGUCCACCACAAGGCUCACAGCCACGGCCAUGGACACAGCAGCCACGGACACAGCCACGGUUGGUCCAGCUGGUAAUUCUGGAUAGCCAAAGAAAUACAUUGUACAUAGUGUAAUCGUCACAUACCUAGUCCGGUCUUUUGUAAAUAUAGAUCGCUUCAUAGCUCAUCGUGAGGCUGCAAUCUAGGGUGAUAACUAAGUCAUUAAUUUAAGUGAAUAUACUAACUGUAUGUUCUUUAUAAUGUUUGCUGU